Messenger RNA from Paramecium octaurelia, 423 nucleotides. NCBI's taxonomy places the organism in Eukaryota, Ciliophora, Oligohymenophorea, Peniculida, Parameciidae. The record is from the annotation of a GenBank genome assembly.
AUGAAAAAAUUNUAGGUAUUAUCUAAAAUUAAAUAUCGUUUAUCAGUGAUAAUCAAGUAACUUUUGAAGGAGAGUAUGAAAAUGGCAAAAAAGUGGGAAGGUGGGAUACUUUUUAUUGGUAGGAGUGGAUGUAAAAUAUAUUUCUAUAUUUCGAUUUACAAUCUUGUUUCUUGUUUAAUAGUGGUGGAGGAUAAUAUCAAAAAGUAGAAAAUGAUAAUUUGAGUGAUUCAAUAAAGGUUGGACAGUGGAGAGAGCUAAUAGAUGGAUUUAAUUAGUAUUUACAAAGAAUUAUAUAUAAUAGGUAGGGCUAGAUCACAUAUUUUGGUGAAUACGUUAAUGGUAAAAAAGUAGGUAUAUGGUAAAAAAUGUUUGGGAUCAUUAUAAUGUAUCUAUAAAGUAUGCUUUAUUAGGGGUGAAUAUGAU